This is a messenger RNA of Tribolium castaneum (red flour beetle), 1288 nucleotides long. Its product is annotated as ras-related and estrogen-regulated growth inhibitor. The record is from RefSeq and is a predicted model, not a curated record. Gene Ontology annotation, molecular function: GTPase activity; GTP binding. Lineage: Eukaryota; Metazoa; Arthropoda; Insecta; Coleoptera; Tenebrionidae. Bases 263 to 922 code for a protein of 219 amino acids. The transcript has 5 exons.
AUCAGUUAGUUCUCUCUCCGGAGUCGCAACAGCAUCACCGUGUCUUGAGCCUGAGCGUUCAGUCUGCGGUCGUGCGCGAAAGCGAGAGCACUUCUCUUCCAACAAUAGACACUUCUUAUCGAAGGUGCAUCAAGCACGUGCGAUUACUAAUUACGGUCUCCAUCUCUGACCUUAAGAAAAACUCCCUCGGUUAAUUAUUAAGUGGUUCAGCGACCUUGCCAUUGACCCUCCACAGUGAUUAUGUCAGUUUUUCGCGAGUGAGAUGUUCUUUAUGGUCGGACAAGACAUGACGAAUGUUAACAGAAUCAGGGUUGUGGUUUUAGGGAGUCCCCGGGUCGGUAAAUCAGCUGUCACCGUUCGCUACCUAACCAAGCGUUAUAUUGGAGAAUACAGUUCUACCAGUGAUUUUCUGUACCGCCACAACGUGACUUUCGACAACGUGACAACGGAAGUCGAGAUCCUCGACACAUCAAAGUGUGCGAAGAAUGGCUGUUUGUACGAACAUAUUCGAUGGGGUGAGGCCUUCGUUAUAGUCUAUUCGGUCAGUGAUCGGCACAGUUUUCAUGAAGCUCAGGAAAUUUUGAGUCAGUUGGCCAAGUUGAAACUGCCCUCGUAUUACACCAGUCUGUUGUUGGGCAACAAGAGGGAUUUGGACCAUUCGAGGCAAAUAUGUGUGGACGAUGGGCAGGAGCUCUCCCUCCAAUACGGCUGCCAGUUUUAUGAAGUCAGUGCCGCCGAAAACUUCGCCGGAGUUUCCCUCGCAUUCCAGUCGCUCCUUCGGGAGGCGAGAUCAGUCCAGCUCCUCAAAGCGCUCCCAAUCAGGCGAAAACUAGGCGUGAACAGCGUCUCCAAAGUCUUAGGCAACAUAUUUGGGAAAAAUUCGAAAGGCGACCGCAAGAAAAGACCAUCACUUAGUAUAUAAUUUAUUAGUAAUUUAAAAGCACAAAAUUCAAAGUUCCUUAUUUAUUAAAUAAUUGCUUUCGUUGCCUUAUUCUAAAAGAAGUAAAAUGAGAUGUAAGGAAAAGACUGAUUUAGGACUAAAUGAUUGGACAGAAUGGAAGAUUGUAAAUAGUGUAGGAUUUUUAAGUGUAACUAAAAGUUAUACAGUAUCAUAGACGUAAAACUAAAAGUUGUAUUUUUGCAAUGAUCUCAUUUAAAUCUGAGCUUUCGAGUUACGAAUCGCAUGUAAUGCUAACGACCUGUUGUAAAUGUAUAUAUUUAUAUUUUAUAUUUUUAUACUGUAAUUGGAAAGUGUAGUUGGAAAAUAAAUAUCAGCCAACAAACGCAA